UCAUAUUUAAAUAUUUCAUAUGUAGCAGUCUUUAAUGUGCAUUAACCUGAAGUAGUGUAGUGAAUGGAAUUCGCUAUCAGUAUCAAGCAUCAUGCGCAUAGGGGUGGAGCCAACCUCUUCGUUGGUUUGCCUCUGUUAUAUCCUGGUCAAUAUUUCAGUCACGAUUUGGGUUCGGGAUCGAUAAUGGGUUUGCGUGAGGUGCGCGUAAAAUAGAAAUUAUGAAUGAUAAAAGUACGCGCGGCAGCGACGCGACUGCUCUGCUGAAAAAUUCGAACCGAGGACGUUAUGAACAUCAGAAAUCGAGAAAACGUCAGUAGGUUCUUGUCUUUUCACAUCAAAAGUGCAACAGAAUCGUCCAUCGGAUCUCGUUCAUGGAGGAAACCCUCAGGGGAGGCAUGAGAUGCGAAAAAAUAGCCUUAGAAGAAGCACGAUUAAUCCACUGACGCAAAAGAUAAACAGUCCUCAACAUCUGUUGCGAUUCAAAAAUGAAGAGGAUGGAUUGGAUAACGAAUGGUAUAGUCGCUUUCGAUUACCUAGUUUACCACAGCAGAAAUCAUGGAAGGAUGGCGAUAACGAUGUCUCAUACAAUGGCAAUAGCGCAGCAACAUCUGUUUCUUGGUCACAGGAGGUGGAGGAUACAGUGACUCAGAAAUUGGAGGAACAGUGGGCAACCAUAGAAAGAACCUUUUACGAAGAGGAUGAUCAGUUGUUUCAAGAAUCUAUUUUGAACGAAUGUAUACAAUGGAGAACGCAGAUUUUGUACUUGAGAAUAGUCGGCAAAGUUCCAACUUGUACUGGUGAUAGCACAUGGAACAAUAUUCUCAGCUCAAAUGAUAGAAAGACAAAAAAGCUUGAUAAUUCACAAAAUGAUGAAGUAUUUCUGGAACAUAAUCUGUUGUUGAAGAAUGGAGAAGAUUCUAUACAAUAUAAAUUGAAUAGAGCGAAAUUCGAGGAAGUUCUCGAUACAUUGAUGGAAUAUGUAAUCUUAGAACUUUUUCUUAACGAAAAGAAUAUGGAUACAGAUUCUUUGCGCGACGAUUUAAAUGAUACUUUAAGAAUACUUCCCGUUCCUGGUAAUAGAAACUUGUCAAGAAAUUUGAAAACAAAUUGGACAGAGGAGGCAAUCUCGCCCAAUUAUAUCGAGAACAAAUCUCUGAGCAUAAGAAACCGACUACUGGAUAUAGAAAGCUCCCUUCAGAUAAUGAAGAACGAUAUAGAUCAUCAAGGGGUUCAAAAGAGACUAAAAGAUUCAAUUUCUGCAAAUAGACUAAGAGAUUUUGUCAAUCCAGGAGAUGAUAAUGCUUUGAAAGAAAGACUGUGUACGCCACAUAUAGGUAGAAAUAAGCUUGGCACUAUCUUUAACGAGAGAAUUGUUGUAAGUCCUGUGCCUUUUACAGUGUCUACACGAGAAAGUUUUUCUACUUUAAAAACUGUCCCAAUUAAAUUCAUAAACGAAAAUUUCCAAAUUUCUUCCUGUCAAGGAUCGGCUCGAAAUAUUUCGGGCUUCCGAAAGUCUGCGAGAAAGUCGAGUGCUUUAAAAAAUUCGAAUAUCUAUUCUACCUGGCAAGCUCCCGUCUGUCCUACCGUUUGGCCGAAAAAUAUUCGACUCGCUCCCAUAGACACUUCGAGAUUUCCUAGCAGCAAAACUAGAUCAUCGGCACCCUCGCCUGCUGUCUUGCACUGCAGCAGAAAACCGUUGAGUCCGAUUUCCCACUCUACGGUACCAAAAUCUGCCCAUACAAUUCGCGAUCAUAAUGAAUUUUUAACGAUUCAAGGGAAACAUAUUGUUCCUGCGCAAUCGAAGAUCAGUCUGCUUUCGGCUGGUUGGAAUUGUCCCAGAGUGAUCAAGGAAAAGAAAAAGAAAACUCGAACAAAUGAAAGAUUUUAAAAAAAGGCUACCACGCUAAAGCGCUUUGAACACUUACAUGUGAGAAAUAUAUAUUUUUAAUAAUGUUGUUGACACAUGUCUGACACAUAUAUCCUGCGUGUAAUCACGAGGAAGCUAAAGAGUACAAAAUACCGCUUUGACGCGUUCGGUUUUGCAGCAAGAUAAUGCUUGAAGCACGAUAAAACGCUUAACAACGAAAUAUAUAAUAAUAUAUAUUUAUUGCGAUGCAUAAAAUUUAUAGAUGCAUCAUCGCAUGUUCAGGAUGAUCCAUUAUAAUAGGAUGAUCUAUUAUUUCAAAUGCCGUCGUUCCGUACUGAUUCUACCUCCAUGUCCAUGUUAUUCUACACGCUUAUCGCGAGUGGAUAUAUUUUUGUAUGCUGCACCAUUUAUUGAAUGUGAAUAAAAAUAUAUAGCAAUGUUAUUGGAUAAAUAAAA
This is a messenger RNA of Pogonomyrmex barbatus (red harvester ant), 2323 nucleotides long. RefSeq lists its product as uncharacterized. The record is from RefSeq and is a predicted model, not a curated record. Lineage: Eukaryota; Metazoa; Arthropoda; Insecta; Hymenoptera; Formicidae.